GGCGGUAGAUUGGCAGACUCGAUCGCGUGCGCAGUGCUGAGUUGAUAUAAGAGAGCGCAAUCGGUAGGUAGGUUGUUGCGUGCUCAUCUUCUUUGCUCCUCAUCUCUCAAUCCGCCCGUCAUGGCACAGUUCGAGGGAAAGUAUGACGUUCCAUACAGCAGCGGCAGCGGCAGCGGUGCCGCCAGCGAAAUUGGUUUCAAUGCAGAGCGUGACUGGCAGCCUGAGGAGGAAGCCAAAGCGAAGAGAAAGCUCGACUUGCUCAUCAUGCCCUUGUUGACGCUCGGAUUCUUUUGCCUGCAGCUUGACCGCGGCAACAUUGCCAACGCAAUCACAAACGACUUCAUGGAAGACAUCGGCGUCACUCAGAAUCAGUUCAACGUCGGCCAGCAAAUGCUUUCCUUGGGCAUUGUCCUUUUCGAGAUUCCGUCCAACAUGGUCCUCUACCGCGUUGGCCCCGGCAAGUGGCUGACAUUGCAACUCUUCCUCUUCGGCACCGUCAGCACUUUCCAAGCCUUCCAGAACAGCUACGGCUCCUUCAUCGCCACGAGAUUCCUGCUCGGUAUCACCGAAAGCGGCUUCAUCCCCGGCGGAUUGUGGACGCUUUCCACCUGGUACACCCGCCGCGAGACCGCCAAACGCGUGAUGAUCUUCUACUUCGGCAACCAGUUCGGCCAGGCUUCUGCUAAGCUUCUGGCGUACGGUAUUCUGCACAUGGAUGGCGCAGGCGGCAAGCCUGGCUGGUUCUGGCUGUUCGUCUUGAUGGGUGUCUUCACCAUUCUGUGUGGCGUCGUGCUCGGCUUUUUUCUCCCUGACUCGUUCAAGAACCCGCAUCCCACUUUUGCACCUAAGUGGGACCUCUUUACUGAGCGAGAGCUCUACAUCUUGAACCGACGCAUUCUGCUCGACGAUCCGGCUAAAGGACAGAAGAAGAAGAGAAUUGGAUUGCCUGCGUUUAAGAAAGCGUUCAGCAACUGGAGAAUGUGGGUACAUCUUCUCAUCACCAUGUGCAACAACGGCCCCCAAAGAGGCUUCGACACCUACGCCCCCUCUCUCGUCAAAGAAUUCGGCUUCGGCUCCCUCACCUCCAACGCCCUGGCGUCCGUCGGUCUCUUCAUCCAAAUCCCCGUCUCCUUCGCCUUCAGCUACAUCUCCGACCACUUCAACAAGCGCGGCGAGACGGUCAUCGCCGGCUUGAGCAUGGCGACGCUCGCCUACGUGCUCAACCGCAUCUUCACCGAGAUCCCCAAUCGAGGCCUUCGAUACUUCGGCGUCAUUUGGACGCAGACGUUCGGCACGUUCUCGCAUCCGCUGAACAUUACUUGGAUGUCGCUCACUUGUACCGACUCGGAGGAGCGGGCGCUUGCCAUGGCAAUGGUCAUCAUGGGCGCCAACUCCGCCGGUAUCUACGGCGCGCAACUCUACCGCGAAGACGACGAACCCCGCUACCGCCGCGCCUUCACAAUCUGCAUCGCCGUCCUAAGUCUCGGCGUGACUCUCGCCGCCAUCCGCAAAAUCGACGAGAUCAUCACCCGCCGCCGAAACGAGGCGGUAGCUGCCGAUGCCGAUAGCACUGGGUACGAGCAGGUCGAGGUGUUGGGCACUGCGAAAGAGAGGGGGGCCAGCUUUUCCGAUGGCGUGGCUGGUGCGCUGCCGCAGCCGGGUCGGGUAUCGGGUGAUGUGAAGCCUGUUGUUGCGGCGGAGACGUAGCGAGGGAGAGAUGGAGGGUAUACUGACGUGAUAUGAUGGGAAGUGAGUUUGGGUACGGGAAAAUGGCUGAAGAACAUGAUU
Neohortaea acidophila is the source of this 1788-nucleotide messenger RNA. Its product is annotated as pantothenate transporter liz1. The transcript is spliced from 9 exons. Gene Ontology annotation, cellular component: membrane. Bases 121 to 1707 code for a protein of 528 amino acids. Gene Ontology annotation, biological process: transmembrane transport. NCBI's taxonomy places the organism in Eukaryota, Fungi, Ascomycota, Dothideomycetes, Mycosphaerellales, Teratosphaeriaceae. The record is from RefSeq and is a predicted model, not a curated record. Gene Ontology annotation, molecular function: transmembrane transporter activity.